AUGAAAUGGGAAAGAGGUGAUAUUUCUUUUAUUUUUCAAGGGGAAAAGCCACAAAGUGAGGCGUUAACUGUUUUAGACAAUAAAGCUAAAGUAUAUCAGAGAGUGCGUUAUGAAGAAACUGAAAAUGAAAUUGAGGAUAAAGUAGACAUUUUGAUGUCAAGUGAUAUUCUUGCUGCACAGAUGUCUACUAAAGAUGAUUUGCAGAAAAAUAAAGCAAUUAUAGAAAGUUUAACAAAAGAUAAUACACAGAACUUGGACACAAAUGGAGAGCCAGCUCGCCAUGCAUCAUUGAACCCUCCACCUGAAAGUGGAGUACACUAG
Messenger RNA from Parnassius apollo (apollo), 321 nucleotides. The record is from the annotation of a GenBank genome assembly. Lineage: Eukaryota; Metazoa; Arthropoda; Insecta; Lepidoptera; Papilionidae.